Molecule: messenger RNA, 1573 nt
Organism: Agelaius phoeniceus (red-winged blackbird)
Lineage: Eukaryota; Metazoa; Chordata; Aves; Passeriformes; Icteridae
Source: RefSeq, a predicted model, not a curated record
AUGGCUCAUUCUCGUUCAGCACAGAACUUUGUUGCACUUUCAGAUCUGCAUCCAAACCUUGCUCGUCCUAAUGUAAUCGGGGUGGUUAUUGGGAAAACAGAUGUCAGAAGCUUUCCAGACCGAAAAAACAUUGGCACUGAGAGAUACACCUUCAAUUUUACCAUUCGUGAUUCCCCAACUUAUUUCAUUAAUGUCCAGUCCUGGGGCAGAGGAGAGUACAUCAGAUCCCUCUCAGAAAGCUUCAGGGUUGGUGACUGUGUUACAAUUGAAAAUCCAUUAAUUCAGUCAAAGGAAGCAGAAAGAGAAGAAAAAUUCAACCCUGUAACUCCUAGUGGCUACAAAUUAUUGCUCAGUGAAAAUCAUUCUGUGGUUAAAACCUCGUCCUGCUACGACACAGACACCAGGCUCCUGGCCCUGCUGCACCUGCCUGUCAAGGACCCUCAGGAUUAUUAUUCCCUGGGGGACAUCGUGGCAAAUGGACAAAGCCUCCAUGGGAGAGUCCUCAACGUGCUGGCAGCUGUGAUGGCAGUUGGGGAGCCAAAGUAUUUCAUGACUUCAGACAAAAGGAAAGGCCAGAGGUGUGAAGUAAAGCUGUUUGAUGAAACAGAGAGGUCUUUCCCAAUAGUAUGCUGGGAUAAUGAAUCCAUCCAGCUGGCACAGAGUUGGAUCCCCCAAGAAACAGUUAUAUUUGCAUCAGAUGUGAGAAUCAAUUUUGACAAAUUUAGGAACUGCAUGACUGCAACGGUGAUAUCCAAAACUAUCAUUACAACUAACCCAGAAACAGCAGAAGCAAAUGUUCUCUUCAGCUUCAUCAGAGAGAGUGCCCAGGCAGGAGCUCUGCCCAGCCCCGUGAAGGAGCUGCCAAAUGAAACCAUCAACUUGGAGGCUGUAGUGGAUGUCUACACAGUGGAACAGCUGAAAGAAAAAGCUCUCCAGAGUGAUGGGAAGCUGGAGCCUGUCCAUGGAAUUAUUUAUGGCUACAUUUCCACCCUGGACAUCGACGAGAGCGUGUCCAGAGUCCUGCGCAACAGAUGCUCAGUGUGCAGGUUCAUCGUGAACGAGGUGUCAAACACCUGCACCUUCUGCACUGAUGUCUCUCCAGAGGCCAAGUCCACCUUUGCCAGCUUUGACAUCCUGGUGGAUGUGACAGACCACACAGGCACCCUGCACUCCUGCUACCUGGCUGACUGUGUGGCUGAGGACACCCUGGGCUGCACAGUCCCUGAAUUCCUCAUGCUGGAAGAAGAGCAGAAGACUGCAUUGAAAUGGCAACUCCUCUUGGAACGAAGCAAGAUUUACUUCAAAGUUACUUCAUCACCCAAUUGGAGAACUGGAUUAAAAGUGAAUCUUCUUUCCUGCAAACUGGCAGAUCCCAUAGAGGCCAGUCAGAGCUUGUUGGGAAGAGACUGGAAUUAUUUAUAAAUGCUAGGAAAGGCUUCCUUCACUCUGUUGUUAGAGAUGGAAUUCUGCUGUUGUUGGGUUUUGCCAGGUCUGUUCUGAUGGUAAAGAAGUGCACGUCACAAGCCUCUAAGUGGGCCUCUGAGUUCAUAUUUUUGGGUGAUUGUACUUUAAA